Molecule: messenger RNA, 552 nt
Organism: Chlorella variabilis
Lineage: Eukaryota; Viridiplantae; Chlorophyta; Trebouxiophyceae; Chlorellales; Chlorellaceae
Exons: 7
Coding region: 1-552 (183 amino acids)
Source: RefSeq, a predicted model, not a curated record
AUGAGCGCCCCUGCGGGAGGCGAGGGAGCCCCCGGCGAGGAGGAGCGCGCUCAGGCGCAGCUCCAGCGGCACAAGGCGCCGCCAAGAGCCUUGCUGGUGUGCGCGGAAGACACCGCUGCGUCGGCGGCGGCUGCCGAAUGGGCGCUGGAGAACUUGUAUCGUGACGGCGACGUCGUGCACAUGACCUACGUGGUGCGCUGCCUGAUCCCCAGCAUGGAAGUGUUCCACGGCCUCCCCGGGACCGCCUACAGCUUCAGCCAGCCCGGGCAGGAGCACAAAGAGCAGCACCUGAUCAACGAUGCCAAGAAGCGGCUGGAGGCGCGGUUCCUGCCGCUGCUGCGCCCGCACCUUGUCCCGUACCAGCUGCACCUGUACGCCGAGCGCUGCGACUGCAGCGAGGCGCGCGUGUGCGAGCUGAUCAUGCAGGACAUUGAGCAGCGCGACGCGGCGCUGCCCGGCACGCAAGAGGGCAUCGGCAGCGUGGCGGACUACCUGUCCAAGAACUGCCGCCGCCCCACGGCCAUCGUGCGACCGCACACGCACGUGCAGUAG